This is a messenger RNA of Cavia porcellus (domestic guinea pig), 1633 nucleotides long. It is a transcript of the gene Ppan, whose product is annotated as peter pan homolog. Lineage: Eukaryota; Metazoa; Chordata; Mammalia; Rodentia; Caviidae. Gene Ontology annotation, molecular function: rRNA binding. The record is from RefSeq and is a predicted model, not a curated record. Gene Ontology annotation, cellular component: preribosome, large subunit precursor. The transcript has 9 exons. Bases 117 to 1520 code for a protein of 467 amino acids. Gene Ontology annotation, biological process: ribosomal large subunit assembly; rRNA processing.
CUGAGGCCGCCUACUGCGCAUGCCUGCGUGCUGACGUCACCGGGCCCGGCGCCGGAAGUGAGCUUCGCAGUGCCGGAAGAGGCCGGCGAACGCGCUCUCUUGGGGAAGGCGGCAGCAUGGGGCAGUCGGGGCGCUCCCGGCACCAGAAGCGCGCACGCGCCCAAGCGCAGCUCCGCAACCUCGAGGCCUACGCCGCGCAGCCGCACUCGUUCGUGUUCGCGCGGGGCCGCGCUGGGCGCAGCGUCCGGCAGCUCAGCCUGGAUGUGCGGCGGGUUAUGGAGCCGCUCACCGCCACCCGCUUGCAGGUUCGAAAGAAGAACUCUCUGAAGGACUGUGUGGCUGUGGCGGGCCCCCUGGGGGUCACGCACUUCCUUAUCCUGAGCAGAACUGACCGAAACAUCUACCUGAAGCUCAUGCGCCUCCCCGGGGGCCCCACCUUGACCUUCCAGAUCAGAAAGUACUCGCUGGUGUGCGACGUAGUCUCCACACUGAAGCGGCACCGCAUGCAUGAGCAGCAGUUCACACACCCGCCCCUGCUGGUGCUCAACAGCUUCGGCCCCCACGGCAUGCAUGUGAAGCUGAUGGCCACCAUGUUCCAAAACCUGUUCCCCUCCAUCAACGUGCACAAGGUGAACCUCAACACCAUCAAGCGCUGCCUCCUGGUCAACUACAACCCUGACUCGCAGGAGCUGGACUUCCGCCACUACAGCAUCAAGGUGGUCCCGGUGGGCGCCAGCCGGGGCAUGAAGAAGCUGCUGCAGGAGAAGUUCCCCAACAUGAGCCGCCUGCAGGACAUCAGCGAGCUGCUGGCCGCGGGCGCGGGGCUGUCGGACAGCGAGGCCGAGCCGGACGGCGAGCACAAUAUCACGCAGCUGCCGCAGGCGGUGGCGGGGCGCGGCAACCUGCGGGCGGAGCAGAGCGCCGUGCGGCUCACGGAGAUCGGGCCCCGCAUGACGCUGCAGCUCGUGAAGAUCCAGGAGGGCGUGGGCGAGGGCAGCGUGCUGUUCCACAGCUUCGUGCGCAAGAGCGAGGAGGAGCUGCGCGCCAUGCUGGCGGCGCGCGAGGAGCGGCUGCGGCUGCGCAUGCAGAGGCGGGAGCUGCAGGCCCAGAACGUGCAGCGCAAGCGCGAGCAGCGCGCGGCCCACCGGAAGAAGAGCCUGGCGGGCAUGAAGAGGGCCCAGGGUGACGGGGACAGCGACGCCGAGGACCCCGGGGCGCCCCCCGAGGCCGAGGGGCGCAGCCCGCGGGAGGAGGAGCAGGCGGAGGAGGAUGCCGAGUACUUCCGGCAGGCGGUGGGCGCCGAGCCCGACGAGGACCUGUUCCCCGGGGCCGCCAAGCGGAGCAGGACGGCGCAGCGCAAAGCUGCCAAAGCUGCGCCGGGACCCCGGGCUCGGGGUGCUGGCCAGAGGCCGCCCCGGCCGCAGACCGGGCCCCGCGGAGCCCCAGCCAGGCCGGUGUCCAGAGGGGCCGCCCGGGAGCGCGGCCAGGGCCGAAGGCGGCCGCCCAGGAGAGGGGCGUGAGCCGCCCCGCGCGCGAGGCCGCCCCAGAUUGGGGCCCGGGGCGCGCGGACCCCGGUUUCCUUUCAUAAAGGAGCUGUCCCCAGUCCCCUGCAAUAAAGGAGGAGCCACCCGGC